GGCGCGCGCUCUCUCUGCGAACAAACGCAAGCCAGUCUCUCAAUGUACAGCACUCUGUCACGAUAUUCUUCAAGAAACUUUUGUUUUGAAAUCGUGUCCUUUGAGCUUAUCGUAAAUGCUUGUGUACAGUGCAUGUUGACUGUUGGAUGAUUUAAAAUGAAGUUCGUGCUCGGAGGUUACGUGCACUUAUGUGCAGGAAUUAUUAGUCUCAUUACCUCUCAAUUGGCGUAUGGAAGCCCGUCGAGGUUCAGCCUAUUCCAGGGCAACCCCUAUUCCAGCUCGGUUUCACGUCAAAGGAACAAAAACUGGUGCGCUUUCGUUGUCCAUAAGAACGUGACGUGCUCUGUGUUGGCGACGACUGAACGCGUCGUGGAGCCUCAGCUCGCGCCCUGUCCGCAGCAUCAGCCGGACUGCGCGCAUCGGGUGAUGUAUCAUACUCACCUGAAACCCAUGUACAAAGUAGGUUACAAACAAGUGACUGAGCUGGAAUGGAGAUGUUGUCCAGGCUACCAAGGUCAUGACUGUACAGAGCUGAAAGAUGCCCCACCAAAACCUCAUGUUCUAGAAGAACCACACCAAACUCUCCCAUCCAUUAACAGACAUCAACAGAGCAUGCUGGGACCAGAGGUCUUCUCUGGAGCACAUCCAUGGUCACAUCCUGGGCAAAGCGGACAAAGAGGGCAUCCUUUGAUGCAAACAGGUGAGAUUAGCAGUGAAGGGGAAGUUCCUGGAGAUCGUGAAAGUCAUCGAGUUCAGACGUUAGAAGAAGAAGUGGAGCGUCUUUCUCAAACAGUCCUCGACCUGCAAGCUGCCAUGACAUCAGCCAAUGCAAACCUGCGCUUGGAUUUACAGGAAGAUGCUAGCAAGAUCAUUUUUAACAUGUUGGGGAACCUGCGACAGCCACAGGAUGUCAAGACAGGCAGAACUGAGACCAUCCUGCUCCCAUCUGACCUCCGUGUCUCACCAGUGGCUAAUGAGCUACAGAACCAGAUCACCCAGCUCUCCAACACAAUCAGUACCAAUACCAACAGCAUCCAAGAUUUGCAUGUUAUGAUCCAGAACAUUGAUGGACAGCUGCAUCGACUAACAGAGGCAACCAGUCCUGGCCAACUGCAACCUUCAUCCACACCUUCAACUAAUGAGUGUACAUGCCAGACAUAUGUAGAUGCAAGGCUCUCUGCUCUCCGUAAGGAACUUCUUGAAGGUAUGGACAUCAAAAUAGCUGACCUAAAGAAUGCGUGUGACUACAAGGUACUGUCGGUUCAGGAACAGUGUGAGGAGCAAGAGACUUCCUACUUAAGCUUGGCAGAACUCCUUGACUCCAAAGAGGCUGAACUCCACAAGGAGAUCCAAGAUUUGCGUCUCCUCAUUCCAAGUGAAAUGUCCUCAGGGUUGGACAACACUGAGGUCCAGAAGCUAAGAGACAUGCAGCAUCUGCUGACUGAUGCCAUUAGGCUACAGAAUUCCACCCUUGCAGAAAUUGAAGCACAAGGACAGGUUAUGGAAGCAAGGGUUAGUCUUGCAGAAAAGAGUGCAGAGGUACAGUGCCUCUAUCUUGAGGAGAAGUUGAGAAGGGAGAGAAUUAAGGAAGUGGAGGAACAAAACAUAGCUUUUGAAGAAAAGAUCAAUGCUGUUCAACAUCACAACAGCAGUUCACAGAUACUGACUGAACUGUUAGAUCAUGACCAGCGCCUGGAAGUCUUAGAAAAACACACAAAGAGCUUGCAGGAUGAGGUGGGAUCUCUUGCACAGCAUAUCAAGAUUGUGGAGAACUUUGUCCCAGACCUCAAUCAGUCAGUAACUCCUCAUAGUCACAAUGGGAGUCUGCUGCAACGGGUGGAAAAGCUGGAGAUGGUUUGUGGGCGAAACCAAGUGCAAGUGACCACCAUAAAUGGCUUGCUCAAUGGGCUUGAUGGACGGAUGGCUGGCAUUGAGGGUGUUUGCGGCCGGUUUGAACCAAUGUCAGACAGUCUCAAACGGAUAAAAGAUGGACUCAAUAAACAUGUUAAUGGCUUGUGGACUUGUGUUCGACAACUCAACAGCACAGUAAACACACAUACAAGGGACAUCAACAUGUUUAAAGUGAACUCUUCACACUCUUCAAAAGAGAGACAGGAUGGGAUUGCAAGAACACCUCAAUAUACAGGUGUUCAUGAAGGUACCAAGGCAGUAAAUGUUCCCACUGAGGGAGAUCUGGCCAUCCCAGUGCUGCCCAUCAUGAUGUCAGGAGAAGCGGGGCCUCCGGGAACCAAACUGUCAUCACAGACCCCUCAAGGGACCAAUGGGAGCUGGACGCCUGUCACAGGCAAUGCAGGAGUACCAGGAGAAGGACGAUUAAUAACACAUGUGUCUUUUUCGACUGGUUUGACGUUGGUGCCGUUUCCUGGACAAAUUGGUAUCAUCCGAUUCAACAAUGUUCUGUUGAAUGAUGGAGGACAUUACGAUCCUCAAACAGGUGUGUUCACUGUGCCUAUGGAUGGGCGGUACUUGCUCAGCGCUGUGCUAACUGCUCAGACGGGAGAGCGAGUGGAGGCCUUUCUCUCUGUAGCCAAUCGAAACAUUCAGAAGCUUUACACAGCUGGAGUGGGGGGUGGAGCCACCGAGGGGUGUGUCUGUGGAGGCUCCGCCUUUAUAAGUCUCGCACUUAAUUUAAAGCGGGGUCAGAGGGUAGGGCUUGAGCUGACAGCAGGGAAACUCGCAAUUUCAUCAUCCAGUGAAAUUCUGUCUUCAUUCAGUGGCGUGCUGCUUUACCCGACAGUAGCCAAACGAUAACCCACUAGAGUUAGGGAUGAGUUACAUUCAUAUACAGAGGGGGCUAAAAGUCUGAGUCCACAUUGAAAAUCUGGGAUGCAAAAUCUAAUUUAAACCUGUAAAUAAACAAAGUAUGUUAACUCCUUUGUUAAGAUUACUGUGAGAUUUCUUUGCUUCAGUUGAAGCACAAAAGAUAUUCUUUGGAACAUUGUCAAAUCACGGAUAACAUGAUCAUCAGGUUUUGUGCACGCCGUUAUUAAAGCAAAAGGUGGAUAUACCAAAUACUGACAUUCUCAAAUUCAUAAAUAAUAUCAUUUGUAAUGAAAAGGAUUGUAUACAUUUUGAAAAAUGCAAAAUAGCAGCAUUUUCAUUAGUGGUCUCAGACGUUUUGAUCUCACUGUCAUAUCCAGAAAUGAGCGGCUCAAGGGGCUAUAAAGAAAAUUAAAUAUUAGACACCAGAAUAAAAUGCUUCGGAAAAGAAUGAAGAUCCAUUUAUAAACAAAAACUAUAAUGUUUAUAUAUACUGUAUAUAUAUAUAUAUAUAUAUACUAAAUCCAAACCCAAGAUUGAUUCCACCAGGAUUGUGAUCCAUUUAGCAUAAAUAAUAGAAUUAUAAACAGUGUUUUUUUAUGUAUAUUAUAUAAAUAUUACAAGGUAAAGUAAAAGUAAUGUGGGAUGACCUUUAGGACAUAUUCUGCCAGACAUUCAAAAAUUAUUAAAUCUCUCAUAGCUUUAAAAGACUUUUAAUCUGGAACAACUUCAGUCCACCACGGCCAUGAAAACAAACAUAAAAUGUGUGCAAUAAAAUUAUAAACUAUUAUAAACUGUAAAUCUCACUGAACACCAAAUAACAUGCCAUGCUUUUUCUUAAAAACAGGGUCACGGGGGGCCUGGGUAGCUCAGUGAGUAUUGACGCUGAUUACCACCCCUGGAGUCGCAAGUUCAAAUCCAGGGUGUGCUGAGUGACUCCAGCCAGGUCUCCUAAGCAACAAAAUUGGCCCGGUUGCUAGGGAGGUUAGAGUCACAUGGGGUAACCUCCUCGUGGUUGCUAUAAUGUGGUUCACUCUCGGUGGGGCGUGUGGUGAGCUGUGCGUGGAUGCCGCAGAGAAUAGCGUGAAGCCUCCACACGUGCUCCGUGGUAACACGCUCACAACAAGCCACGUGAUAAGACGAGCGGAUCGAGUCACUAUGCCACCACGAGGACUUAGAGCGCAUUGGGAAUUGGGCAUUCCAAAUUGGGGAAAAAGGGGUACGCAUGCACCUAAUUUAGAGUAGCUUUAGAACAAUUUAGCACUCUGACGCUUUAAAAACACUUUCAGAUUGUCAUUUUUUUUUUCAUGUGCUUGACUUCUGACUGCUGUAAUUCUACAUAUGAAAGCUAGUCAACAUUAGUCUCUUUUCCCUAAUUACAUAAUGCUUAAUGACUUUUAGCAUGUGUUUAGAUGUCACAUUCAUGAAAGACGUUUUGUUUAAAGGACAUACUGUAUAUCUGGUCAAUGGCACAGUCAUUUGUACAUAAGACUACUGUACACAGAAGGCGUUUCUGUUAACAUUAAAAUAGCUGCCCUUCUUUGAAUCCAACAAUCUAUAAAUGGGUUAUUUUUUAUUUUAAUUUUGACCAACAGUAACAUUAUAUAAAUAACCCAAAUCUGGGUAUUUUGUCAAUUGUUUUUUUAUUAAGGAAAAUGGGACAUGAAACUAGUUUUAUAUUUGAAUAAUUAAAAAAAAAUAUAUGUUUUACAUUUUUAUUGCUACCAUCUUCACAAUGUUAUAUCUUCUGUGCAGAAUAAACCAGCUAAGGCAUUUAUAACUGAUAAAAGUUACACACUGCAACAAAGAAGCGAAUCAGAAUGUGAGAACUUCUGCAGGGCUGUAUGUGCAAACUUUCUUAAAAAAAUAAAAUGAUU
Myxocyprinus asiaticus (Chinese sucker) is the source of this 4658-nucleotide messenger RNA. Its product is annotated as EMILIN-2-like. NCBI's taxonomy places the organism in Eukaryota, Metazoa, Chordata, Actinopteri, Cypriniformes, Catostomidae. The coding region runs from base 157 to 2772 and encodes 871 amino acids. The record is from RefSeq and is a predicted model, not a curated record. The transcript is spliced from 7 exons. Gene Ontology annotation, molecular function: protein binding.